GUCAAUUUUAAACAAUUACUUUUAAAACUUACGAUGUUACGUUUAGCCGUUUUGGGGAUUAUUCUAGGAUCAGUGACGUAUGUAUUCGGUAGAUGCACGGUUACACCACUAAGAACAGAAACUACAAAAUUAGGUAAUAAAAGACAAUACUGUGUACAUAACGUAACCCAGGGUAACGUCACAGUUCCUGUGGAGAUAUUGGUAGGAUCCCAAUUCCAGACCCCGGAAUGUGUCCGGUGCAAGUGCACCACCAUGGGGAUGAGUUGCUGCGGGUUUGGGGUUGCGGAUGACGCUGCAUUACAUGUACCACCAGGUUGCGCUGCUGUGGCAGAUGGUUGCGAGGUUGUUCUCGUAUCACUACAAGACAUGCGUACUGAUUGUUACAUUAAGAGUCCAAUGGCUUAUGAAAGAAACAUGCACAUGCGAAACCAACAAUCAAUAAUAGACUAUUUCUCCUACUCCAAUCCCCGCGCCAUGGAGAUUCUACGAAGCCCUGAAUUUAGCAGACCACCCCGGCGACGCGGUAACGGACAAGGGGGAGCUGGGGCGGAGGGUGGGGCAGGAGCUGCAGCAGAAGGGGGGCAGGAAGCCAGACCCAUGAUUACUGACGCGCAUUUAGAUGCAAUGAUGAUCUCAGCAAUGUUAGGCAGGCCGACUUAUGGUGGAUUCCGACCAAUGGAUGUAUUUGGUGCAAUGUUUGCCUAAGAAGACUUUGACACAAAAUUUUU
Saccostrea cuccullata (small rock oyster) is the source of this 728-nucleotide messenger RNA. RefSeq lists its product as uncharacterized. The record is from RefSeq and is a predicted model, not a curated record. Lineage: Eukaryota; Metazoa; Mollusca; Bivalvia; Ostreida; Ostreidae. The transcript has 3 exons. Bases 34 to 705 code for a protein of 223 amino acids.